Messenger RNA from Sinocyclocheilus grahami, 2948 nucleotides. RefSeq lists its product as uncharacterized. Gene Ontology annotation, molecular function: serine-type endopeptidase activity. The record is from RefSeq and is a predicted model, not a curated record. Lineage: Eukaryota; Metazoa; Chordata; Actinopteri; Cypriniformes; Cyprinidae. Gene Ontology annotation, biological process: proteolysis. The transcript has 17 exons. Bases 168 to 2948 code for a protein of 926 amino acids.
GUCCUCCGAGAGGAAGUGUGAGAGAAAGCUAAGGAGGUGGGACGCCUUGAUGCAAAAGGAACUGCUUUGUGUCAGUGCACCUGUGCUUUUAAGUGGAACUUCUUAAGGCUGUUAGAAGAUACGUUUUUAUAUUGGAAAACUCACCUGUGGACAGGUGAAGUGGAAUCAUGGGUGUGAUGUUACUGCUGCUAUUGAUGGUGAUUGGUUGGUGUGGUGGGGCGCCACCGGCGAGAGAGGUGUACAGAAUGCCACAGAGCUCACUUAAAGCGCUGUCUGAUACAGGAACAGUAGUGAUGGAGGCCGCUCUGUCCCGCGCUCUGUCUGCCGUAGACACUGCCGUAUCAGACCGCAGCAAGGCCGAGGCAGGCUGCAGAGGGUGUGUGCCCUGUCUGUUUCAGGACUGUGGACAGCGAAAAGGCGCCUGUGCAUCUCCAAAGGACACAAAGUCAGAGCCGAGCUGUGAGGUCAUAUCUCGCGCCCAGCAGGAAGCUGAUGAAGGAGAGAGGAGCUGGUUGCUGAGUCAGGCCUGUGGCUUCUACAAAUGCCAUUGCACACCUGCACAGGUGAACAGAGACCUGUGCAUCAGAAUCAUGGGAGAGAGCUGCAGCGUUCGGGUCCUGCAGUGCAGUCUACUCAACACCAUGCAGAACCUGGAGCCGGCCACACAAACCACAGCACAGGCUGUGUGUGGCCAGCGUUUCUCUGUCUCGCAAAACCUGACACAGCCUCGUGCUCGUAUCAUGGGGGGAUCUCCUGCUCCUCUGGGCAGCUGGCCAUGGCUGGUGAACCUUCGGCUGGACGGGGCUCUGAUGUGUGGGGGUGUUCUGGUUGACAGCUCUUGGGUCCUCACUGCCGCCCACUGCUUUGCUGGGAGCCGCGGUGAGAGUUACUGGACAGCUGUAGUGGGAGAGUUUGACCUCACAAAAACUGACCCUGAUGAGCAGAUCAUGAAAGUCAGUCGUAUCAUCACUCAUCCGAAGUUUAACCCAAAGACGUUUAAUAAUGACAUUGCUCUGGUGGAGCUGAGUUCUCCAGUAAUUCUGUCUGAACGGGUCACACCUGUCUGCCUGCCCUCUGACCUGGAUCCACCGGCUGGUACACCCUGCUUGGUGGCCGGCUGGGGCUCUUUGUAUGAGGACGGACCCUCUGCAGAUGUGGUGAUGGAGGCGAAGGUGCCCCUGCUGUCUCACACCACCUGUCGCAGUGCACUGGGGAAGGAGCUGCUCACAAACACCAUGUUCUGUGCUGGGUACCUGUCUGGAGGCAUUGACUCAUGCCAGGGGGAUUCUGGAGGGCCGUUGAUCUUCCAGGACCGUUUAUCAGGACGGUUUCAGCUGUUUGGCGUCACCUCUUGGGGGGAUGGCUGUGGGGAGAGGGGAAAGCCUGGCGUUUACACACGGGUCACCGCCUUCUCUGAUUGGGUCAUGACAGAGAUACAGAAGUCCUUUGGGAGUCGGGAGCCCACAUGUCCUGAGCUGCUUAAGACAACUGAGCUGUCUGAAGAACAGCAGAUGUCAGAAUUUACCACGCUCUGCCACUUCUACACACUAUCCUGCUCUUCGACCCUCGACCCCUCUGUCUGCCAGCGUCUCGCUCAGGACAAAUGCCAAAGCCGGUUUAAGAAGUGCCAGUUGCAUUCCUUCCUGCAGACUCUGCUGGAUUUGCUUCAGAGGGCCGAUGACUACAUCAGAGAUAAAGUCGAUCUGACCUUCUUCACUCAGACUCUUCCUCAGUUGGUGGAGAAUGUGUACAGCUCUGCUCAUAUACCACGAAGACGCAGAAGUGCACUUGAAAAAGAGCAGGUAGGCCGGCCAGCACUAUUCCAGCAAGUGGGCCCUCUGGUAGACGACUGGGAGAGCUACCUUACAGGCAUUGCUGAAGAUCUGGAUCAACACAAAGAACUAAAGAACUCACAGGAGCUGUCUCAGGAGCAACAACUCUUCACUCCGGAUGAGGACAGUAAAAAAGCAUCUCUUCAGCAGCUCGACGGAUCACUGCGCUCCUCCAUUGCUGCCCUGCAUUCCAAACUAGAAUCAUUGCGCAUUCCUGUCAUACCAGAAUUGGACUAUCAACUGUUUCAGAGGGAUUUCACCUUUCCCACCACUGGAAAACAACAACAGGAUAAUGGUGCCAAAUCUAGGGAGUCUGUAUUGUCAGCUGACAUUUGGACUGCUCUGAUAUAUAAAGCUCUGAGAGGAAGCGGCACAGGAAGUGUCACAGGACGUCCGGUGAUGACAGCAUCCCCUCGGGAUGAUAUGGAUACAACAUCCAGAUCUGUGGAACCUUCAACACAACCACUGAAACUCAAGAACCAGGAACCUUCUGACUCAAUGCUUGAAAAACAAUCUGUCCCUACCCAGAUGCCCCUGAUUCAACAGCCACUCUUCAGAAAGCUCCUGUGGAGGAGAAAGAGAGAUCUACACAAGCGACAGAAACGAGGAGCCAGUGACAAAGUUUGCUCAGGAGUAACUGAAUCAACUCAGCUGGUCAGCACCACCAAAGAGAUGUACAACUGGAUCCUGUCUGUUUCAUCUAACAGCAUAGACAUGAUCUUCCAGGAGACAGAUCAUACAAGUAUAGAGCAGGUAGGCCGGCCAGCACUAUUCCAGCAAGUGGGCCCUCUGGUAGACGACUGGGAGAGCUACCUUACAGGCAUUGCUGAAGAUCUGGAUCAACACAAAGAACUAAAGAACUCACAGGAGCUGUCUCAGGAGCAACAACUCUUCACUCCGGAUGAGGACAGUAAAAAAGCAUCUCUUCAGCAGCUCGACGGAUCACUGCGCUCCUCCAUUGCUGCCCUGCAUUCCAAACUAGAAUCAUUGCGCAUUCCUGUCAUACCAGAAUUGGACUAUCAACUGUUUCAGAGGGAUUUCACCUUUCCCACCACUGGAAAACAACAACAGGAUAAUGAGGAAGCGGCACAGGAAGUGUCACAGGACGUCCGGUGA